AUAAAAGGGAUAGGAGAGUUAGAACUUUAUGGUUAUAGGGAAUAGAGUGUGGAAAGUGAAAUGGGAAAAUCAUGGGCUAUGUUAAUGGCCAUGCUAUUGGUCCUAGCUUUGUUAAAUAUCUUUGAAGUGAAAAUGGCAAGUGCGAAAUUGAGUGAAGCAGCUUGUAAAGAAGAGAGAAGAAUUGGUAUAAAUGCUUGUAAACCUGUUUUGUAUGGAAAACUUCCUUCUCCUAAGUGUUGCGAACGUGUUAGAGUUACUCAUAUUGAAUGUGUUUGUUCUAUUAUUACUCCCAAAUUGGCUGCUCUUAUUGAUAUCAACCGUGUUAUUCGUCUUGUGGAAGGUUGUGGUCGAAGAGUCCCUCGAAAAUUCAAGUGUGGAAGUAUUACCACACCACCCUAAGGAAUAUAGUCAGCUUAAUUGGCUUGCUGCUUGGUGUUUCUUCUCCUACUUCACUUAAUCAGUUUUAAGUGAUUAAUACUAAUGUAGUAAUAUAUGGUUCUUCAGUUGGAAAUAAAUCAAGGAGGAGAAUAGAAUAUGAGUUUAAAUUAUCGAUGUAUCGACGUAUUUCACCUAUUAUAUAAGAUUGCUUUCCAUAUUUCUUAA
Molecule: messenger RNA, 603 nt
Organism: Nicotiana tabacum (common tobacco)
Lineage: Eukaryota; Viridiplantae; Streptophyta; Magnoliopsida; Solanales; Solanaceae
Source: RefSeq, a predicted model, not a curated record